UGUCUCCCGCCCUCCCAGUGGCGCGCGUUUACCUGCUGGCAGGCAGAGGGGGGCGGGGCUGGAGCGGGGUGCGCGCCCGUCCCCGGAGCAGCCGCUGUCAGUCACCGCCGCUGCGCGCCAGCGAGAACGAGCCUCCGGCCCAAGCGGCCCGAGUCUCGCGACCCCGAAACGCAGUACCCGCGGCCUAGUGACCCGGAGCCCAGCGUCGGGUCCCUCCUGCCGGGCUCCCUGGUGCCCCUUGACCUCCGAGCCGCAGCCAGCACCGUUCUUGAGGAUACCGCUGAGUCACUAUGGGAAACCACUCUGGAAAGCGAGAGCUAACUGCAGAAAAAGCCAGUAAGGAUGGUGAGCUUCCCCGAGGAGAGGCUGAAAAAAAGAGAAGCGUGGGCAAACUUUCUCAGACAGCCUCGGAAGACAGUGACGUGUUUGGGGAGGCAGAUGCGAUCCAGAACAAUGGGAUCUCGGCCGAGGACACGGCGGUGACAGACUCCGAGCACACAGCAGACCCGAAGAAUAACUGGCAGGGUGCCCACCCAGCUGACCCAGGGAGCCGCCCCCACUUGGUCCGCCUCUUUUCCCGAGAUGCCCCAGGAAGGGAGGACAACACCUUCAAAGACAGGCCCUCAGAGUCCGACGAGCUCCAGACCAUCCAAGAAGACCCCACAGCAGCUUCCGAAGGCCUGGAUGUGAUGGCAUCACAGAAGAGACCCUCACAGCGAUCCAAGUACCUGGCCACAGCAAGUACCAUGGACCAUGCCAGGCAUGGCUUCCUCCCAAGGCACAGAGACACGGGCAUCCUUGAUUCCAUCGGGCGCUUCUUUAGCGGUGACAGGGGUGCGCCCAAGCGGGGCUCUGGCAAGGACUCACACACAUCAAGAACUACCCACUAUGGCUCCCUGCCCCAGAAGUCACAGCAUGGCCGGACCCAAGAUGAAAACCCAGUAGUCCACUUCUUCAAGAACAUUGUGACACCCCGCACACCACCUCCAUCCCAAGGAAAGGGGAGAGGCCUGUCCCUCAGCAGAUUUAGCUGGGGGGCCGAGGGGCAGAAGCCAGGAUUUGGCUAUGGAGGCAGAGCUUCUGACUAUAAAUCGGCUCACAAGGGAUUCAAGGGGGCCUACGACGCCCAGGGCACGCUUUCCAAAAUCUUUAAGCUGGGAGGAAGAGACAGCCGUUCCGGAUCUCCCAUGGCGAGACGCUGAAAGUCCUGCCUGCUCUGCCUUCCCGAAUCCUUCCCUCGGCUUCUUAAUAUAACUGCCCCAAACUUUUAAUUCUACCUGAACCAAUUAGCUAGUUAGAGCAGACCCGCUCCUAAUCCCGCGGAGCCACGCACGUGGUGGGGCCAGGCCCGCGGCACCCCGGCUGGUUAAAACCGUCCCUUUUCGUUUGAAGAUUGAGUUUCCUCGGGGUCUUCUCGGCCCUGCCUUGUUCCCCGUGUACCUUGGUCGACUCCGGAGGUCCAAGUGCACGGAAACCCUCCCAAGCUCACCCCCUACUCCAUCCUCAGACUUUCUUUUCACGGUGAGGCGCACCCCUCCAGCUUCCGUGGGCACUGCGGAUAGACAGGCACACCGCCAAGGAGCCAGAGAGCGUGGCACAGGGGACUGUGUGGUCCAGGCUUCCUUUCUUUUCUUCCCCCUAAAGAGCUUUGUUUUUCCUAACAGGAUCAGACAGUCAUGGAGUGGCUUAUACACGGGGGGCUUGUGGUAUGUGAGCGCAGGCUGGGCAGCUGUGAGAGUCCAGAGUGGGGUGACCCUGGGGACGCUUCCAGGCCAGCAGUUCCCUGCACCCCACCAGCUGAUUUCGAGCGUGGCAGAGGGAAGGAAAGGGGCGAGCGGGCUGGGCAAUGGCCCCAACAGGAAAUGGGGACUUAGGGGAACACGCUGGAGAUGUCAUGUGUGGCCACCAAAUGUCACCAUCUCUCCUCGGUGGCUCCUCAGAGCAGGUGCUUCUAAGAACCCCAUUUCCUCUCAGAGCCCAGGGAGAGUCCAAGGAUAUGGCGCAUCUCAAAGUGGGAAUGCAGGAGUUCUCUGGUGGCCUCGCGGUGUCCCUCUGGCCACCACUCACAUUGGGAUGGCCAGUGGCAGCCCGCCACAGUAGUGCCCAUUGGUACACACUAACCUCAGUGAAAAGAUAACCUUCCCCUACCUCCUAGAAACGACUCACUCAUAGCUGAUUUAAGAGUGUGCCUGUCACUGAGUCGCUACCCUGGAUUCAGGGCUGGCCUGGGCGACCCUUCAGGGAUGAGGAGCUCAGAAUCCCACUCUUCUAAUGUCCAUGGACACCUCUCCAUCCCUCUAACCUACUGACUAAUGUCUUUUGAUUUAGCAUGUCUUUUAUAGACCUUCCAAAGAGCCCCACACUGGCCCCGUCAUCCUUGGAAGGAAGGUGAUGGUUGAUGUGAACCAACAUGCAUCUUGUUAAUCUGUUCUAAUUCUGAGUAUAGUGUGGGUUUAAGAUAACAUCAAUUAAUACAUAGCCUCAAUAGCGUGAGGGUAAGAGAAAAGCAGGGAAGAAAAUUCCAGAAGUAAACCCUCCAGAUCGUUCCCACAGGAGCACUCGCCCUCCGAUGUGACUGAACGUCUUUGCUCGUGGCUUCAUCCAGACAGCAGACACUGCAGACUGGCUGGACAGGAGCCCCCACUGUUCUUGAAUAUUGAAAUAAAAUAAUAAACUUGCAACAA
Messenger RNA from Peromyscus maniculatus bairdii (prairie deer mouse), 2684 nucleotides. RefSeq names its product myelin basic protein (gene Mbp). The record is from RefSeq and is a predicted model, not a curated record. Gene Ontology annotation, molecular function: structural constituent of myelin sheath. Gene Ontology annotation, cellular component: compact myelin; internode region of axon; cell periphery. NCBI's taxonomy places the organism in Eukaryota, Metazoa, Chordata, Mammalia, Rodentia, Cricetidae. Gene Ontology annotation, biological process: myelination.